Messenger RNA from Rangifer tarandus platyrhynchus (Svalbard reindeer), 2838 nucleotides. The record is from the annotation of a GenBank genome assembly. NCBI's taxonomy places the organism in Eukaryota, Metazoa, Chordata, Mammalia, Artiodactyla, Cervidae.
AUGGUCGCCCCGCAGAUGCCCCAGCUCCUCUCCUCGACGGUGAUCCUGGCGCUCUUUUUCCUUCCCCAGGUACAGCCGGCCGGCGUCUUCGAGCUGCAGAUCCACUCUUUCGGGCCGGGACCAGGUCCGGGCGCCCCGCGGUCCCCCUGCAAGGCCGGGGGCUCCUGCCGUCUCUUCUUCAGGGUCUGCCUGAAGCCAGGGCUCUCCGAGGAGACCGCCGAGGCUCCGUGCACCCUGGGCGCGGCGCUGAGUGCGCGCGGACCGGUCUACACUGCGCAACCUGGAGCUCCAGCGCCUGAACUGCGGCUGCCUGACGGCCUCCUGCGCGUGCCCUUCCGGGACGCCUGGCCGGGCACCUUCUCUCUCAUCAUCGAAACCUGGAGAGAGGAGUUAGGUGGACAGAUUGGAGGUCCCGCCUGGAGCCUGCUGGCGCGCGUGGCGGGCCGGCGUCGCCUGGUGGCCGGCGGCCCAUGGACCCGGGACAUGCAGCGCGCAGGCACCUGGGAGCUGCGCUUCUCCUACCGUGCGCGCUGCGAGCCGCCGGCCGUCGGGGCUGCGUGCGCGCGCCUCUGCCGCUCGCGUGGCGCCCCCUUGCGAUGUGACCCGGAACUGCGCCCCUGCGCGCCCGUUGAGGACGAGUGCGAGGCACCGCCAGUGUGUCGAGCAGGCUGCAGCCCAGAGCAUGGCUUCUGUGAGCAGCCGGAUGAGUGUCGAUGCCUGGAGGGCUGGACUGGGCCCCUCUGCACGAUCCCUGUCUCCAGCAGCAGCUGCCUCAGCUCCAGGGGCCCAUCAUCUGCCACCACUGGAUGCCUCGUACCUGGGCCUGGGCCCUGUGAUGGGAACCCGUGUGCCAAUGGGGGCAGCUGUAGUGAGACCCUGGGGUCCUUUGAAUGCACCUGUCCCCGAGGGUUCUACGGGUUGCGGUGUGAGGUGAGCGGGGUGACCUGUGCGGACGGACCUUGUUUCAACGGUGGCUUGUGUGUGGGAGGCGCAGACCCCGACUCGGCCUAUAUCUGCCACUGCCCGCCUGGUUUCCAAGGCUCCAACUGUGAGAAGAGGGUGGACCGGUGCAGCCUGCAGCCUUGCCGGAACGGCGGACUCUGCUUGGAUCUGGGCCACGCCCUCCGCUGCCGCUGCCGCGCCGGCUUCGCGGGGCCGCGCUGCGAGCACGACCUGGAAGACUGCACCGGCCACACCUGCGCCAACGGCGGCACCUGCCUGGAGGGCGGCGGCGCGCGCCGCUGCUCCUGCGCGCUGGGCUUCGGCGGCCGCGACUGUCGGGAGCGCGCCGACCCGUGUGCCGCGCGCCCCUGCGCCCACGGCGGCCGCUGCUACGCGCACUUCUCCGGCCUCGUCUGCGCCUGCGCGCCGGGCUACAUGGGCGCGCGGUGCGAGUUCCCGGUUCACCCCGACGGCGCGGGCACAUUGCCCGCGGCCCAGCCCGGCCUGAGACAGGGGGACGCACAGCGCUUCCUUUUGCCGCCGGCUUUGGGACUGCUGGUGGCCGCGGGCUUGGCCGGCGCUGCGCUCUUGCUGGUCCACGUGCGACGCCGUGGCCCUAGCCGGGAUACUGGGCCUCGUUUGUUGGCGGGGACCCCGGAGCCGUCGGUCCACGCGCUCCCUGAUGCACUCAACAACGUGAGGAUGCAGGAAGGUCCCGGGGACGGCCCGAGCCCGUCCUCAGACUGGAAUCACCCUGAAGAUGGAGACGCUCGUUCGAUUUACGUCAUAUCUGCUCCUUCCAUCUAUGCUCGGGAGGCAGGAGGGUCGGGUGGGAUCCCCACCCCGGCUACCGGGGGUGCGCCCCGAGACCCCAUGAACAACCAGCCGCGGACCCCAGCCCCUACCCCUGCCCGGGCCUCGACUCCGGUCCGGGGUUCGACCCUGCGCAAGACCUCCAUCCAGGUUCGGACUCCGACUCCGGGCCCGGAUUCGGGCCCGACCCGGAUCACGACUCUGGUCCGGACGCCGGCUCUCAUCCGGACCCUGACCCCCAUCCGGACCCCAACUCCGGUCCGGACCCCAACUCCGGUCCCGCCCUCAACUCCGGUCCCGCCCUCGACUCCACUCCGGCCCCCGACUCCCAUCCGGCCCCCGACUCCCGUCCGGCCCCCGACUCCUGUCCGGCCCCCGACACCGAUCGGGACCCCGACACUGAUCCGGUUUCCGACUCCGGUCCAGAUCCCAACUCCGGACCCGAUCCCAACCCUGAUCCCAUCUCGGGUCCUGAUUUCUGCCUUGGAAUCCCUCCCCGACUCGCCUUCGGGCCCGCCCCUGGAACUUGAACCCACGCUCACUGUGUCACCUGCCAAGAAACUUGAGCCAACCCCGAGGGUGAAGCAGGUUUCAUCAGCUGCCAGUGGAUUUCCUCCCAUACAAGAGCCCCUUCCUGCUCUUACUCCACUGGCCACCGACUUACCGUCCCCAUCCCGCGGGUCCCCUCUGAGGACAGAUCCAUCGACCACCAAAUUGAUAGCUUCUUCUGGACAUGUCCCAGGGACGCCCAUCCUAGGGGCCAUCCAGGCCAUCUUACCGGUUCCUGCAUUAGCCUCCAUCAGUGGGAGCCUCAAAGCGGAAAACAAGAUCAUGAUUCAAGUGGUCUACUGCUACAGCCUGCGGUACAUCCUACUGAGAAAGAGUCUGGAGCAGCAAUUUCCAAACUCUCUAAUCUUCGAGGAGGAAAUAUCUGCCCAGGCUACAGGGGAGUUUGAAGUGUUUGUGGAUGGAAAACUGGUACAUUCAAAGAAGAAUGGUGAUGGCUUUGUGGAUGAGGCCAAGCUACAGACAAUUGUGAACCUGCUCAAUGAGGAGUUCAAGAAAAGGGUAGCAGGCAACUAG